ACGGGUGGGAAAGAUAAUUCUGCGAGAGGAAACAAGCGCCAUUGUGCAGACAUGGCGUCUCUCCUGCAGCCUGACAGAGUGAUUUAUCUGGUGCGCGGAGAGAAGAAGAUCCGCGCUCCGCUCUCUCAGCUCUAUUUCUGCCGAUACUGCAGCGAGCUGCGCUCUUUAGAGUGCGUGUCACACGAAGUUGACUCUCAUUACUGCCCCAGUUGUUUGGAGAGCAUGCCAUCAGCUGAGGCAAAGCUCAAGAAGAACCGAUGUGCGAAUUGUUUCGACUGCCCGUGCUGUAUGCACACUCUGUCCACGCGAGCCACCAACAUCCCAACGCCGCUUCCCGACGAUCCGACCAAAACCACCAUGAAGAAGGCUUAUUACCUCGCCUGUGGCUUUUGCCGCUGGACGUCGCGUGACGUUGGCAUGGCGGACAAGUCUGUGGCCAGUGGAGGAUGGCAGGAACCAGAGAAUCCUUACACUCAGAGGAUCAAUAAACUGAUCGAGUAUUAUCAGCACCUGGCCCAGAAAGAGAAGCUGGAGAGAGACAGAAAGAAACUGGCUCGAAGACGUCCGUUCAUGCCUCAGGCCUUCUCGGAGAAGUACGGCUUGGGUACACGGCUCCAGAGGCAGAGGUCCGGAGCUCCCAUCAGCGCCCUCUACGGCCUCUCUCUGAAGGAAGGCGAGGAGCAGAAGGAGGUCAGUAUUGAACCAGCUCAGGCUCUAGAUGAGGUGGAGCCCCUACCUGAUGACUAUUACACACGGCCUGUUAACCUGACCGAUGUGACGACGCUUCGCCAGAGGUUGCUUCAGCCCGACUUUCAGCCUGCAGGAGCGUCUCAGCUUCACCCCAAACAUAAGCACUUGCUGAUGAAGCGCUCGCUACGCUGCAGAAAAUGUGAGCACAACCUGAGUAAACCCGAGUUCAACCCGACCUCCAUCAAGUUUAAAAUCCAGCUGGUGGCCGUGAGCUACAUCCCUGAAGUGAGGAUCAUGUCUAUUCCAAACCUGCGUCACAUGAAGGAGUCUCAGGUGCUGCUGACCCUGACUAACCCUGUGGAGAGCAUCACUCACGUCAGCCUGUUCACCUGUGAGGAAGGAGAUCCUGAUGACAUCAACAGCACAGCUAAGGUGUUAGUGCCAGCAAAAGAGCUUGUUCUGGCAGGGAAAGAUGCAGCAGCUGAAUAUGACGAGCUGGCCGAGCCACAGGACUUCCAGGACGACCCGGAUGUGGUAGCCUUCCGGAAGUCCAACAAGAUCGGGUUCUUCAUCAAAGUGAUCCCUCAGUACGAGGACGGAGACGUCACCGUGUCCUUCAAGAUGCGUCACGACUUCCGCAACCUGGCGGCUCCCAUCAAACCGAGCGAGGAAGGAGAACCUGCAGUAGAGCUCAUCUGGCUCACACACCACGUAGAGCUCAGCCUGGGGCCACUCGCAGCCUGACCACACACACACACACACAAUCAUUAUCAUCUAACCAGACCAAACAACCGCACCAGGAUAACACACACACACACACACGCACCCAGAAAGUCAUGAGUAGUAAUAGCAGGAUCCUUCACACACACGCCAACACGACGAGGGUAACAUACACACAUACCCAGAAAGUCAUGAGUAGUAAUAGCAGGAUGAAACCCAACUCACCAAUCCUACACACACACACACACACACACACACACAUCACAUACAUUUCAUACACACACUUUUUCCAUAUUCUUCUGCAUGCUGUCAUAGACCUGCUGAGCUGUAACUGAGUAGCUCCUCCUCUUCCUCUGCCGCUGCUCUCGUGUCACUGUUCUCUCUCACUCCAGCUCUCUCUGAUGUUCCGUAGAUGGAUCGUUGCUUUUAGUCUGGAGAUAUCUCCUGAGUACUAACGUGGUCAUCGGUGGUCAAUAACAAACCGUAUUAACUCAUACCGUGGACAACUAGCGUAUAAACCCAGUGCAGAUUUUCAGUGUAUUAAUUCUCUGCUACAAUGUGAAGGCUGAUACGACACGUGUAGAAACCGUACUGAUGUCCCAGUGUUCUAGUAAAGAGCUUUAAAUUAAAAGACAUUGCAGUUAACUAAUAAAAGUCUGAUAUUAAGAAAA
This is a messenger RNA of Tachysurus vachellii, 2081 nucleotides long. It is a transcript of the gene dctn4, whose product is annotated as dynactin 4. The transcript has 13 exons. NCBI's taxonomy places the organism in Eukaryota, Metazoa, Chordata, Actinopteri, Siluriformes, Bagridae. Gene Ontology annotation, cellular component: dynactin complex. The coding region runs from base 52 to 1434 and encodes 460 amino acids. The record is from RefSeq and is a predicted model, not a curated record.